Messenger RNA from Clupea harengus (Atlantic herring), 1171 nucleotides. Its product is annotated as zinc finger protein 98-like. The coding region runs from base 85 to 1146 and encodes 353 amino acids. The transcript is spliced from 3 exons. The record is from RefSeq and is a predicted model, not a curated record. NCBI's taxonomy places the organism in Eukaryota, Metazoa, Chordata, Actinopteri, Clupeiformes, Clupeidae.
CGUUGCUAUCUUGUAAUUCAUCAAAGAAUACACACUGGUGAAAAGCUCCAUCUGUGCACUACAUGUGGGAAGGCCUUUAGUCAAAUGUCUACUCUCAAGACACAUCAGAGGAUCCAUACUGGGGAAAAGCCCCAUCAGUGCAGUACAUGUGGGAAGGCCUUUAGGCAAUUGUCUACUCUCAAGGGACACCUGAAGAUCCAUACUGGGGAAAAGCCACAUCAGUGCAGUAUAUGUGGGAAGGCCUUUAGUAAAAUGUUUCAUCUCAAGACACAUCAGAGGAUCCAUACUGGGGAAAAGCCACACCGGUGCAGUACAUGUGGGAAGGCUUUUAGUCGCAUGUCUAAUCUCAAGACACACCAGAGGAUCCAUACUGGGGAAAAGCCACAUCAGUGUUCUCAGUGUAGAAAGACCUAUAGUCAGAUGUCUACUCUCAAGAGACACCAGAAGAUCCAUACUGGGGAAAAGCCACACCAGUGCAGUACAUGUGGAAAGGCCUUUAGUAAAAUGUCUGCUCUCAAGACACACCAGAGGAUCCAUACUGGGGAAAAGCCACACCACUGCAGUACAUGUGGGAAGGCCUUUAGUCAAUUGUCUAAUCUCAAGACACACCAGAAGAUCCAUACUGGGGAAAAGCCCCAUCAAUGCAGUACAUGUGGGAAGGCCUUUAGUAAAAUGUUUCAUCUCAAGACACACCAGAGGAUCCAUACUGGGGAAAAGCCACAUCAGUGCAGUACAUGUGGGAAGGCUUUUAGUCACAAGUCUCAUCUCAAGUUACACCAGAGGAUCCAUACUGGGGAAAAGCCCCAUCAGUGCAGUACAUGUGGGAAGGCUUUUAGUCACAUGUCUCAUCUCAAGACACACAAGAUGAUCCAUACUGGGGAAAAGCCCCAUCAGUGCAGUACAUGUGGGAAGGCUUUUAGUCACAAGUCUCAUCUCAAGUUACACCAGAGGAUCCAUACUGGGGAAAAGCCCCAUCAGUGCAGUACAUGUGGGAAGGCCUUUAAUCAAUUGUUUGAUCUCAAGAAACACCAGAAAGUCCAUACUGGGGAAAAGCCGUAUCAGUGUUCUCAGUGUGGAAAGGCCUUUAGCCGAAUAUCUGUUCUCAAGAAGCAUCAGAUGAUCCAUUCCAAUGAUGUGCUGCCCUGAUAAUACAUGAUGGAGUAUCUCUUAC